AUGGAGUGGACCGGCGCAGGUGUUGCGGACCAGCGGACGUGGGGCUGGUACCCCAACGGCCUGUUGGCCAUGGCGCACAGCCCUGGCAUGACCCACUUUGCGCCGCCGUAUCGCAAGGGCGACCGGCUGGGCCUUCACGUCGACCUCGGCCAGCACAAGAUCGCACUCUACAAAAACGGAGUCCAAGUGACGCCAACCAUCUACGAUCCAAACCUGCGCGCUGGGGAGAGCGAGGCGCUGUUCGCCGCGAUGUGCUGCCACUCUGCGGACUGCGUGGCGACGUUCGCUGUGUGCCCCAAGCUGCCCCCCGUACGCGACUACCUCCACACCAUGGCCAACCUGGCCAUGCCCUUCUGA
Acanthamoeba castellanii str. Neff is the source of this 357-nucleotide messenger RNA. RefSeq lists its product as uncharacterized. The coding region runs from base 1 to 357 and encodes 118 amino acids. Lineage: Eukaryota; Discosea; Longamoebia; Acanthamoebidae. The transcript has 2 exons. The record is from RefSeq and is a predicted model, not a curated record.